Messenger RNA from Cyclopterus lumpus (lumpfish), 2979 nucleotides. It is a transcript of the gene trib2, whose product is annotated as tribbles pseudokinase 2. Gene Ontology annotation, molecular function: mitogen-activated protein kinase kinase binding; protein kinase activity; ATP binding. The transcript has 4 exons. NCBI's taxonomy places the organism in Eukaryota, Metazoa, Chordata, Actinopteri, Perciformes, Cyclopteridae. Gene Ontology annotation, biological process: positive regulation of proteasomal ubiquitin-dependent protein catabolic process; regulation of MAP kinase activity; protein phosphorylation. Bases 552 to 1589 code for a protein of 345 amino acids. Gene Ontology annotation, cellular component: nucleus. The record is from RefSeq and is a predicted model, not a curated record.
CGUAAGAAAGCAGAGAGAGAGAGAGAAUAGAGAGAGAGAGAGAGAGAGAGAGGGAGGAUGUCCUGCUGAAUCAAAGGAGAGGCCUGGGAAAGUCGGCCGGCCGGUCCCUAUCCUUUCCUUUACAGCAGCUCGCUGUAGACAGACGACACUUUUUUUUUUUGUGGAGUUGACCGAGAAGGAAAAAGACUGAGAGGACGUCGGACUCUCUCUUCCCCCCCCUCCUCCUCCUCCUCCUCCGCGUGCACAAAAAGAGCCGCACAGCGUUUGUUCUUUUUUCUUUCUUUCUUUUUUUUUUACCGGAUGGUUUUUUUUUUCUUCUUCUCCCGUCUGUGGUCGAUGACACUCGCCGUGCACGGAUAUGAUUCCCGGGGAACAAGGCCCCCGUGCACUGACCUGAUUUACUAACCAAGCGGACGAUUGCACAGAGUUUAUAACUACAAAGUGGAGCCUUAACCGAGGAGGAGAAAAUCAAAGAAGAAGAAGAAGAAGAAGAAGGAGGAGGAAACACCUCCACCUCCCAUAUUUUGUGGAAGCUAUCGCACUUAUUCCUCAUGAACAUACAGAGGUCAACUCCAAUUAACAUUUCACGUUAUGGGAGAUCGCGGCACAAAUCGCACGACUUCGAAGAAUUGUCUUGCCUGAGGACCGCAGAGUCGCACCAGAGCUUCAGCCCCAACCUCGGGUCCCCCAGCCCGCCGGAGACCCCGGACUCCUCGCACUGCAUCUCCCGCAUCGGGGACUACCUUUUGUUGGAGCCGCUGGAGGGAGACCACGUUUUCAGAGCCGCACACCUGCACAGCGGGGAAGAGCUCGUAUGUAAGGUUUUUGACAUUGGCCGGUACCAGGAGUCGCUGGCGGCCUACUUCGCCCUGGGCCAGCACCAGCACAUCAACCAAAUCCUGGAGAUCUUGCUCGGGGAGACGAGAGCCUACGUGUUCUUCGAGAGGAGCCAUGGCGACAUGCACUCCUUCGUCCGCACCUGCAAGAAGUUGCGGGAGGACGAAGCCGCCAGACUCUUCCACCAGAUAGCCUCGGCCGUAGCACAUUGCCACGACAACGGGCUGGUCCUCCGCGACCUCAAACUGAGGAAGUUUGUCUUCAAGAACGAGGACAGGAGCCUCGUGAAGCUGGAGAGCCUCGAGGACACUUACAUCCUGGCCGGUCACGACGACUCCCUGUCAGACAAACACGGCUGCCCGGCGUACGUCAGUCCCGAGAUCCUCAACGCCAACGGCAGCUACUCGGGGAAGGCGGCCGACGUGUGGAGCCUGGGCGUCAUGCUGUACACCAUCCUCGUGGGGCGCUACCCCUUCCACGACGUCGAGCCCGGCUCCCUGUUCAGCAAAAUCCGCAGGGGCCACUUCAACAUCCCCGAGACGCUCACGCCCAAGGCCAAGUGCCUGAUCCGCUCCAUCCUCCGCCGGGAGCCCGCCGAGCGCCUCACCUCCCGGGAGAUCCUGGAGCACCCUUGGUUCGCCUCCUCCGGAGCGCUAGGGGGCGCCGUGGCGCACGGCAGGGGCGAACGGGAGCAGGAGCAGAUGGUGCCCGAUGUGAACAUGGAGGAGGAGCUGGAGCAGUUCUUCAGCUGAGCAAACGCCAAGCACAACAACAACAAAACAACAACAACGGAAGACUCCCGCCACGGUCGGCUCGCAGCCAAGAGCCCGAAAAACGGUAGUUUAGAGAUUACUAGGUGAACAUUUGUCUCGUGAUAAAGGUCGUUUCCAUCCCGUGUCCUUCUUCCACCAUUUCAUGGAAAACCUUGAGCCCGGCAUGACAAAUGGCAUCUACACGUCAACCUGGCGACGCCGGCUCCCGCUCGGGGAAGUCGCCGCCAGACAUGCAAGUUGCAAACAAUGUAGCAAAUGUUUGUUUGUUCUUUCUUUUUUUCUUUUUGGGGGAUCUGUUUUGGUUUUAAUGUGGUGCCCAUAAAUAAAAAAAAAAAAUAAAAAAAAAAGUAGACACAUUCACCAUUUUUUGACACUAUGGAAAGCAUGAAGGGACAAAAAGAACACAGAGGAGAACAAUUCAAACCGAAUUGACACGUUUUUUUUUUUUGGUUAUAGCUUUUAGGUGUCAAAUUGAACCACAGACCCAGGGUCAGGAUUCACAACCCCAACUUCUAUUAAUACAACAAGGUGAUCAUCCCCGACCUGGGACCAUUGGGUAAUAAAUGGAGCACCUUAGGCUCCCCCCCUCCUCCUCCUCAUCAUCAUCAUCAUCAUCAUCAUCAUCAUCAUCAAACAGUGAUGUUUCAAAAACAUCACUGUCUUUUUUUUUCUUAAGCGAUUCCACAGUGUUGCUCCUGCUGCUUUUAUAUCACUCCCGAAACCUCAACUGGUUCUUUAUUUUUAUUUUUUUUUAAUCUGAAAGCCUCCAAACAUGGCGUAAUGCACUCGAUGGACAAUUUCAAAAAUUAGCUUCCUCUUAUUUAAAUUAAUUCUUCAGUUGUAGGAACGAGAACGUAACAUUUAUUUAAAUUGUAACAGCUAUAUAUAUAUAUAUAUAUAUAUAUUAUAUAUAUAUAUAUAAAUGAAUAUAUAUAUUUAAAACUACAUUGCAGGGUUUUUCUUUAUUCAGAGAUUCCUUUUUUUCAUGUAUGAUGUAGGCAAUAUCUUGACACAGGACAGACUCAAAGAGGAAAAUGUCUCGUCUGAAGUUUUUUGGGAUGCACUUCUUCUUCUUCUUCUUCUUCUUCUUUUAAGCCAGUAUUUCCCGACUGCCCCCCGCGCCGCCCCGGUCUCCCUGGUUUUCUUUUCUCAAAAGCUCGAUACGAGAUAUUCAGUGACGGUAUUGCCGCGACAUGUCCUCUCCAGGACCCCCGUGUUUGGUCUUCUACUGCCUGCUUAGGUUCUGUAGGUUCUGUGGAGCGGGUACCCGUGGACAUGUUUUGUCGUAUCUCAAUGUUACUUGAAUUUGUGUUUUUUAAAUCUAGUCCAUUGGCAUGUGCCCUAUGAAUGCUAUAGCCUGCCUAGCAGU